CCCAGGCGGAGCGCUGGCUCUAUGAUCAGGCAGGGAAUGCAACGCGUGUCUGGCAGCGGGCGGGAGAGCAGAGGAUUAAAGUCGUUUAAACAGAUUGUAGUCUCCAGAAACGUCGGACGGCUACUCGGUUUGGAGUUGCGACCCUAAAACCCACUAGGCGGAAGGGGUACUUCCAGCCUUCCGCAUUUUCCUGAGUCUCUCUGCCGGCCAGUGACGUGACGUGCUGACGGAAGGCCCCAGCCGGGAGCUGUACCUUUUCUGUCGGCUCUGAGCUCAGCCCCUCCUCUUUCCUUUCUCCCUCCCUCCUCCCGCCCUGCCAGCCAAAAUUCGGCCCAGGACUUGAGAAAGGGCGGCCUACACUAUCCAACACCGACACCAACCGCCGGUACCAGGUUUUGUUUAGGAGCUGUGACUAAUGAGAAUCAGAGACCAUGGAUGAAGAUGAACUUGAAUUGCAUCCACAAGAACCAAACACAUUGUUUGAAGGAAUAGGAACUGAUGCUACACACAUGGAUGGUGAUCAGAUUGUUGUGGAAGUUCAAGAAACUGUUUUUGUUUCAGAUGUUGUGGAUUCAGAUAUAACUGUACAUAACUUUGUUCCUGAUGACCCAGACUCAGUUGUAAUUCAAGAUGUUAUUGAGGAUGUUGUUAUUGAGGAUGUCCAGUGCUCAGAUAUCUUAGAAGAAGCAGAUAUAUCUGACAGUGUCAUCAUUCCUGAGCAAGUGCUUUAUUCAGAUGUAACCGAAGAAGUUUCUUUAGCACAUUGCACAGUCCCAGAUGAUGUUUUAGCUUCCGACAUUACUUCAGCCUCAAUGUCUGUGCCAGAACACGUCUUGACAAGUGAAUCUGUACAUGUGUCUGACAUUGGACAUAUUGAACACGUUCAUGAUAAUGUAGUAGAAGCAGAAAUCGUGACUGAUCCUCUGACAACUGAUGUAGUUUCAGAAGAAGUAUUGGUAGCAGAUUGUGCCUCUGAAGCAGUCAUAGAUGCCAGCGGGAUCCCUGUGGACCACCAUGAUGAUGAUAAAAGCAACUGUGAGGACUACCUUAUGAUUUCCUUGGAUGAUACUGACAAAAUAGAUCAGAAUGGUUCUUCUGAAAUGACUAUAGACACAGAGUCAGAAAUCAGUUCUUGUAAAGUGGAUGGCACUUGCCCUGAAGUCAUUAAGGUGUACAUUUUCAAAGCUGACCCUGGAGAGGAUGACUUAGGUGGCACUGUAGACAUUGUGGAGAGUGAAACUGAGAAUGAGAAUAGAAUUGAAGUACUAGACCAGAAUGGCAGUAUACGUGUGCCAAGAGAAAAGAUGGUUUAUAUGACUGUCAGUGACUCUCAACAAGAAGAUGAAGAUUUAACUGUUGCAGAAAUCACUGAUGAAGUGUAUAUGGAGGUGAUUGUCGGAGAGGAGGAUGCUGCUGUUGCAGCAGCAGCUGCUGCUGUUCAUGAACAGCAAAUUGAUGACAAUGAAAUGAAAACCUUCAUGCCAAUAGCCUGGGCAGCAGCUUAUGGUAAUAAUAAUUCUGAUGGAAUUGAAAACUGUAAUGGCACUGCAAGUGCUCUCUUGCACAUAGAUGAGUCGGCUGGGCUUGGCAGACUGGCUAAACAAAAACCAAAGAAAAGGAGAAGACUAGAUUCCAGGCAAUACCAAACAGCAAUAAUAAUAGGCCCUGAUGGACAUCCCUUGACUGUCUAUCCUUGCAUAAUUUGUGGGAAAAAGUUUAAAUCCAGAGGUUUUUUGAAAAGGCAUAUGAAAAAUCAUCCUGAACACUUUACCAAGAAGAAGUAUCACUGUACUGACUGUGAUUAUACUACCAACAAGAAGAUAAGUUUGCACAGCCACCUGGAGAGCCAUAAGCUGUCUGGCAAGGUAGAGAAAGCCAUUGAAUGUGAAGAAUGUGGGAAGCGUUUCUCUCACAGUGGGGCUUUGUUUACUCACAGAAUGGUGCACAAAGAAAAAGCCAACAAAGUGCACAAGUGUAAAUUCUGUGAAUAUGAAACAGCUGAACAAGGGUUAUUGAAUCGCCAUCUUUUGGCAGUCCAUAGCAAGAACUUUCCUCAUAUUUGUGUGGAAUGUGGUAAAGGUUUUCGUCACCCAUCAGAGCUCAAAAAACACAUGCGAAUCCACACAGGGGAGAAGCCAUACAAAUGCCAGUACUGUGAAUAUCGGUCUGCAGACUCUUCUAACUUAAAAACACACAUAAAAACUAAGCAUAGUAAAGAGAUACCAUUUAAGUGUGACAUUUGUCUUCUGACUUUCUUAGAUACCAAAGACGUGCAGCAACAUGCACUUAUUCACCAAGAAAGCAAAACACACCAGUGUGUGCAUUGCGACCACAAGAGUUCGAACUCAAGUGAUUUGAAACGACACAUAAUUUCAGUUCACACGAAGGACUACCCCCAUAAGUGUGACAUGUGUGAUAAAGGCUUUCACAGGCCUUCAGAACUCAAGAAACACGUGGCUGCCCACAAGGGUAAAAAAAUGCACCAGUGUAGACAUUGUGACUUUAAGAUUGCAGAUCCAUUUGUUCUGAGUCGCCAUAUUCUCUCGGUUCACACGAAAGAUCUUCCCUUUAGGUGUAAGAGGUGUAGAAAGGGAUUCAGGCAACAGAAUGAGCUUAAAAAGCAUAUGAAGACACACAGUGGCAGGAAAGUGUAUCAGUGUGAAUACUGUGAGUAUAGCACGACAGAUGCCUCGGGCUUUAAACGGCAUGUUAUUUCCAUUCAUACGAAAGACUACCCCCACCGUUGUGAGUACUGCAAGAAAGGGUUCCGAAGACCUUCAGAAAAGAACCAGCACAUAAUACGGCAUCACACAGAAGUGGCCUCACCCUGACAUUUCUACAGAUGUUUGGAGAGAUCCUGUCCUUAAAGUAGAAAAUUGAUUUUAAAGCCUGUUAGUCUUGUAUGUGAAUAAGAUAUACAUUACAUUCAUUUAUACUGUGUACAAAUAAAAUAUUGCUUCUAGUUGACUUUUUUAAAACAUUAUUUCAUAGGGAAUUCUGUUUUUGUUUUUUUUUAAUGAGGGCAAAGUAGCAACAAUCAAGUUCUUUUAUUUAAAUAAUCCCUGAUCUUACAUUGAAUGUUUAAGUCUUAGAACUUUAUUUAUUUUAUUUACUUUAUUCACUUUGAUGGUACUCUUCUCAGACUACUUAAAGAUGAAAAAUGAUGAAAUUGGGGACUCUAAAAGUGAUGGUUUGGUUUUGUUUCCCUAUGAAUUUUUCAUGUUAAUAUAUAUCUGCUGAGUGGGAGAUACUACUCAGGUAUAAUUAUAAUAUGAAAAUCAUUUCCUUUUAGUAUUUUGAGAUCACAUGACAAUGAUGCUACCGAAGAGAACUUUGGUAGACUUGUAUUUAAUUUUUAUUUGGUUUAGCAGACAAUAUGCUUCCUCUGACUGACUUUGUAAGUGUUUACAUACUGUCCAUAUAACACACUUAAAAAUUCUUACUGAAAGGUUUUGAUUACUCUUGUUUUCUUAUGUCUAUCUAUACUGCUUUUCUUGGAAAUACUUGUGUUCUGCAAAUGAGACUUACUAUGAACUAAGGUUUGAAAAAUUUUUGAGGUAAAUUGUGGUCAUAGGGUUUUUUGCAACUGGAUGUGAAAAUGUAUUCUAAAUUUAAUAUGUGCUUCUCUGUUGCUUAUUUUACAUACAUAUACACAAUGCCAAUUUUGUCACUGCUGAAAAGUAUUAAAUGUACAACAAAUGGGAAGAUCCAGGGAUAUAAGGAAAACCAUUUUUGCACACUUUCUAUUCAUAGAGAUUAAAAUUCAAGUGUAGGUUCAGAAAGAAAGACUCAUUUUUAAAGACUAAAGGUAAUCUUUUAUUUUGACUAAUUUUGGUAAUUCAGAAAAGAAGUUACUUCUACAUAAAAUAUGUUCUUAACAAUUUUAGUGUCACAACUUAAUUACUAGUUUUGAAAAGCUCAUGACUAUUCAGACAUUAAUAUCGUUUCUCAGUGAGAAGCCUGGAAAAAGAUACGUCUUUUUACAAAAGUAGGGUGUACUUAGGAAGCAGUGACUUCAUGUACUAGAGAAUUAUACAAAUUAUACUUGACAGAUUCACCCUGCUUUUUUCAGCAGUUAGCAGAGUUGGAAAGAUUUAACACAACUGUUUUUUAAGAACUUAUUCUUUUAGAAGAUAAGGUAAAGGUGUAAUGCACAUAUUGAAAAAUGUGAGGCUUUAUUUGGAAUCACCAAGUCUUUCACAGUUUUUUCUUUUUAUUUGAAAGUUAACAUAAAUAGUCAUAAAUGUAGAUGGAAAAUUAAUUAAAAUAGUACUGGGUUUUGUUAAUACAGGUUACUUAAAUUGGCUAGGGCACUUAAGGAGAUUUGAAAUUUGUAUUCCCUCUAAUAGCUACAAUGCAACUCCUGUUAAGGUGCUGCCAUCUACUGCUGUGAUGUGUUUACCUUUUGCCUUUGUGCCGCUAAUACUCAUAUUCAGAAGUUAUAUUUAUUGGGUAAGAAAUCUAAUUCUUUGGUGGUUUUGAGAACUUAUGAAGGCUAGAUUAAUUUAGUUCCAAAUCAGAUGUUUUAGACACAUACUAAUUUAAACCUAAAGCCAACCAAAGCCACAGAAAGGAUUUUUGGUACCUCUUAAGCCCUUUUGGCUCUUUCAUAUAUCCCCUUUUUAGUAUUCAUCCAUGGUCCUGUUCUUGAAAACUCUUAUUUUUGUGUGUGAUAAUUUUUAAAAAAUCUCCCAAGAAAUUGUUUUCCCUGAAGUAAUGUAGAAGAAAAUGUUUAAAUGAAAGUUUACAUUUAAAACAAGAUAGCUAUUUAUAUUUUUAAAAUAUACUUAACAAAACAUGUUACAUACUUUAUUUUCUCACAAUCUGAAUUCAUGCACAAUAUUUUUGUUUUGUUUUUAGCACAGUAUUGAAACCUUUAAAAGGUAUUUAAAUUUUGGUUUAGUGAAUAUAAAGCCUUUAACAAAAAAAAUUGUUAUUGUUCUUACUGGUAUGUAUUGAUACUAGUUGUAGGCUAUUUUAUUUCUUAAAACAAUUUGAUUAGCAAAGCUAAGAAAUUGGAUGUUUCUGUUCAAUGUUUUAAAGAGGUCCAGAUUUAUACAAGAACAUAAUUUAUUGUUAUAUAGAAAUAGCUUAUUAAAUAUUAUGUCUUCCUCUGUACACAUUGUAAAAUACUUAAAUUCAUACAGAAAAGAAUGACACUAUUGUAAAUGUGUACUUGAGAUUAACAUGCAAAAAUAAAAAUUAGAAUAUUUUUAUGCAAAUCACUGUCCAGUGUAUUU
Messenger RNA from Artibeus jamaicensis (Jamaican fruit-eating bat), 5240 nucleotides. Its product is annotated as zinc finger X-chromosomal protein-like. The transcript has 8 exons. Gene Ontology annotation, molecular function: DNA-binding transcription factor activity, RNA polymerase II-specific; metal ion binding; RNA polymerase II transcription regulatory region sequence-specific DNA binding. Bases 432 to 2831 code for a protein of 799 amino acids. Gene Ontology annotation, cellular component: nucleus. Lineage: Eukaryota; Metazoa; Chordata; Mammalia; Chiroptera; Phyllostomidae. The record is from RefSeq and is a predicted model, not a curated record. Gene Ontology annotation, biological process: regulation of transcription by RNA polymerase II.